GUGACGACAGCAGCAUCACCUCGUGCAGCAGAAAAAAAUAGCUCGCUCUCAUAUUCUACGAAUUCACUCUGCAAUCGGUUCUGACCCAUGAGAGCUGGUGCAGCAGUCACUUCUGAAACGGCUACCCCUACAUCCAGCGCAUGGAAUCAUCUAGAACAGCCAACAACGUCUUGCCUUACAAGGUCAUUCGGCUCGACAAUGGUCUCACAGCUGUCCUCGUCUCGGAGAUUAGCCCGCUCCCGACGAGUUUACCAUCGCUGCCCUCCUGCUCGUCCCCAGGGACGUCAAAUCGUGAACUAUCGGCUCCAGAAUCGAAGACCAGCCUUCAAAUCGACAAUCUCCCCCUUACGCGAGAGCUACUUACAGGAGCUCACGGAAGCGCCAGAAGCAGAGAGCACAUCGACGUCGGCUACGAUCAGCAUGGAAGACCGGAGCUUGAUCGCCGACAAAGCCUUAAGUCUGACGUGCCCGCAGCAGCUGCUCUCUGUGUCGGCGUGGGUAGCUUCCACGAGCCCGAGAACCUGCAAGGCCUAGCACAUCUUUUGGAGCACGCUGUGGUCCUGGGAAAUAAGAAGUAUCCCAACGAAGACGACUGCUACUCGUACCUUAGUCUGCACGGCGGAAGCGCGAAUGCUCACACUUUCCGUGAAACUACAGUCUUCAGCAUGGACGUGCAGCAGGAGAACUUGGCUCAAGCAUUGGACAUGUUCGCUAACAUAUUCAUUGAACCACUUCUGAGAGUGGAGAGCAUGGAUCGUGAGUUGGAAGGUCUUCAGAACGAGUACCUCUUAGAGCUGUCUUCGGACAGUUGUCGUAUGCAGCAGCUCUUAGGAAAUCUUUCCUGCGAAGGGCAUCCCAUGAGGAAAUUCGUGUGUGGCAAUUUGGAUACUCUCAAGAAAGGACCUGCUAAGGCGAACAUUGAUGUCAAUGCCGCAAUGAGGACUUUCUUCGAGGAGCACUACUGCCCUGAGAAAAUGACGUUGGCUGUGCGAUCAAGACAUCCCUUGGAAGAGCUUGAAGAAAUCGUAACGAAGUCCUUCUCGGCCAUCCCGGCUCGGUGCGCAAAGCAGGUCGAACUGAACUGUAAAAAUCUCAGCAUGGAUGCUCAAUUUCCACGAGAGCGUUUCUCGUACAUCCUUUACAAGAUGCAGCCGGUAAGAAAAGCGUGUAAGCUUUCAGUCACAUGGGCACUGCCAUCCAUGAUACAAGAGUACAAGACGAAGCCAAUUGAAUACAUCGCCUGGUUGGUCGGGCACGAGGACGCUGGCAGCAUCCUGGCAUACCUCCGCGAAAGGGGCUGGGCUCUGAAUCUCUUCGCUGGUAACACGGGGUCAAGCUUUGAGCAGACUUCACUGUACUCGCUCUUCAACAUUUACGUCUCCUUGACCGAUGAGGGCCUGAAGAACGUCAAGAGGGUCCUCACUGUCAUAUUCGGGUAUUUGGCCAUGGUAUGUAAAUUAGGCCCCGAUCCUACGAUCUUCGAAGAAAUCAAGAAGAUCGGAGACCUCAACUACGGUAGGCGCUCGGGGGUCGAUCCGCAAGACUAUGUUACGAAGUUAUGUCAGAACAUGCAGGUGUAUCCGCCGCACCAUUAUUUCACGGGUGACUGUCUCUUGUACGAAUACAAUACGGAUAUCAUUCAGCGGUGCAUGGAUCUCAUGACUCCAGAGAGAGCCAACGUUAUUUUACUGACUUCGCGUUACCGUAAGCGGGCAUCUGUGAUUCAGGUGGAGCCGUACUUGCAGUCCAAGUACACGAUGGAUGAAGUACCAGACGAGUGGAAGAAAGAAUGGUCUAAUAUUCCGCGCGAUCCUUACUUUCGCAUUCCUGGCACGAACAAGUACAUCGCUACUGACUUUAGCAUCAAGAGUGAGACAGAGCACCUGUCUGAUCUUCCGAUAAAGCUACAUGACGAUGAACGUUAUCGGCUCUGGUACAAGUUUGGCGGGAACUUUGAAGAUCCAAAAGCGUGCCUCUACUUUCAUUUCAUCUCGCCGCUGCCGCAGGCAUCGCCCGAAAAUGGAAUUAUGUUGGCUCUGUUCGUGGACAUCCUCCAGCACAAUAUGAGGCAAGAAACCGCAGCUGCUCGACGCGCUUCUUUGGAAUCUCUAGUGUACGUAAGCUGGACAGGUCUUGUAAUUCAAGUUUCUGGAUUUGUGGAAAAACUCCCACUGUUGUUCGACGUCAUCCUGGACCACGUGUGCCGUUUCGAAACCAGGGAAGACCACUUCGAGAGCGUUAAAGACGACCUGUACCGAUAUUACUACAACGUCUUCGCGAAGCCAUCCCGACUGGCAGACGACGUCCGCAUAUCGAUUCUUCGCCAAAAUUAUUGGACCACUGUUGAAAAGAGAGCGCUGGUUAAAGGAAUAACUUUAUCAUCGUUGAACAGGUUCGUGGAAGAAUUUCGAAGUAAGAUGCACAUCGAGGGUUUCGCUCAGGGGAACCUGACCUCUGCAGAAGCUCUCAACGUGGCCGAGAGGAUGGUAAAGAAACUAGAAUGCAAGCCAUUGGCACCGGCGGACAUCCCGCAACCACGAGUCAUGCAGCUUCCCGUCGACAGCAAUUACUGUCGCGUUGCCACGUUCAACAUCAGGGAUUCGAGUUCUGUGGUCACCAACUACUACCAGAAAGGCUUAGGGGACGUCACUCAGCACGCCCUAGCAUCGCUCAUGAUCGAUUUCAUGGAGGGACCAUGCUUCGACGUUCUCCGCACCAAGGCUCAGGUUGGCUAUGACGUCAGUUGUCACAACAAGAACACGUUCGGCGUCGUAGGUUUCGCAAUCACCGUGACCUUCUCUGCCAAAAAAUUCGCGUGUACUUUCGUCGACGAAGAGAUCGAGGCGUUCCUCCGCAAAUUCUCGGCGAAGAUUCAGCAGAUGACUGACAAGCAAUUUCAGAGCAGAGUACAGUCACUGAUGAAACGAAAGAGUGUUUCAGACUUUACCCUGAAGGACGAGGCUGACCUGUACUGGGAAGAGAUAACGUCGGCAGGGUACGUCUUCGACAGGCUCACGCAAGAGGUUGAGUUUCUCAAGACCUUGAGCUCUGAUGAUUUCAAGGGAUGGUGCAUCAGCCUUUUGCCGUUCAACAGCCAGGGAGGUGGCGCACACCGACGCAAGUUGUCCAUACAGGUCGUGGGAUCGGGAGAGGCUGCUCUGGCAGAGUCCCGGUCACUCAGCUCGGGGCUGCUUGAUACGCAGUCUUCCAGUGGGACAGACAUGGAUGCCGUCACUGAUACGUCUGCAUUUUACCGAGGCCAGGAGCUUCACCCCUGGAUUCCACGGAAGGGCAAGCGCAGUACAAAGGCGGGCGUGUCCAGUUCCAGUAGCGAAGACAUGAUAUACUGUCUUCAAUACAUGGAACCAGCGGGUGCGAGCAAACAAGAGUUCAUAACAGACGUGGCCAAGUUUAAGCAGCAGCUGUCAGUCUGCGCUCCCGUCAACCCAAUGUCAGGGAUCCCUGCGAACAUGUAACCUGGACAGAAUUUUUUUUAUUCAAUUUGAUACGCAAAUUAGAAAUAUAAUCUGGUCUGUGUGUUUGCAUGCGGAUAACAUGCCCUAUGUGCGAGUAGCACGUUGACUACCGUAUGGCAGUGCAUAUUACACAGCAGUAUGUCUUACAUUAAACAAUUUAACCAUCAUG
Molecule: messenger RNA, 3645 nt
Organism: Ornithodoros turicata
Lineage: Eukaryota; Metazoa; Arthropoda; Arachnida; Ixodida; Argasidae
Product: nardilysin-like
Exons: 1
Coding region: 141-3476 (1111 amino acids)
Molecular function (GO): metal ion binding
Source: RefSeq, a predicted model, not a curated record